Polypterus senegalus (gray bichir) is the source of this 642-nucleotide messenger RNA. RefSeq names its product olfactory receptor 1493-like. Gene Ontology annotation, molecular function: G protein-coupled receptor activity. The record is from RefSeq and is a predicted model, not a curated record. The coding region runs from base 1 to 642 and encodes 213 amino acids. Gene Ontology annotation, cellular component: membrane. Gene Ontology annotation, biological process: G protein-coupled receptor signaling pathway. The transcript has 3 exons. NCBI's taxonomy places the organism in Eukaryota, Metazoa, Chordata, Cladistia, Polypteriformes, Polypteridae.
AUGGGGAACAAUAAAGAUAUAUAUUUUUGCAUUUCACUUGUUUGUUAUCUUCUAAUAAUUACUUUUAAUAUAUCAUUAAUUAUAUUCAUAUAUCUAGAAAAAAACCUGCAUGAACCAAUGUAUAUUUUCCUUUCUAAUUUGUUUUUUAGUGAACUAAUUGGAUCCACAAGCUUUUAUGUUAAAUUCAUGAUUGACCUUCGAGCCAGCACUCCAGUUGUAUCUCGUUCAGUUUGUUUCAUUCAGGUUUUUCUUAUUUAUACUUAUGUUUUUGGGGAAAUAACUAUUCUAACCGUUAUGGCGUAUGACAGGUAUAUAGCCAUCAACUGGCCACUGCAAUACACAAUAAUUAUUUCAGACAGAAAAAUAAAAAAACUCAUUUUUCUGUCCUGGAUCUAUCCUUGUUGUAUGGUGGCAUUGGGCACGUCGCUAACUGCACGUCUCUCUUUAUGUGUACCAUUUAUUUUCAUUAUCUAUUCUUAUAUUAAAAUUCUUAUAUUGUGCUGGAACAAUUCUAGGACUCACAAACAUAAAGCUUUUCAAACUUGUCUCCCCCAUUUAAUAACAUUAGUUUUGUUUUUAAGUUCAAUAACAUUUGAGGUAGAUCUUAUGCACCUCUAUGGCCUUGAAAACAGAAACUUCUGA